GAGGUUUUGGUGUAUAUACGCAAUUGAAUUCGGAUUUAUGCGGCAAAUUUGCAUUCUAAAAUCGUGUGCAAAGGAUUAUGAAUGUGCCAUUAGACUUGCUAGCGUCUGAAUGCAGGAUAAAUUCAUAUGUAAGUUUCUGGUUCGGAGAAAUUAUUCUGUAGGCUCGGAGAUAUCUUUGUGUGUGACGUAGUGAGGUCUGAGGUCAUGUCGUGGCUGAUGCGUAACACUGACUUAAAAAAAAGGGGUAGACGCGUUCACUUCCAGGCAAAAACUUAGAAAAUGACAGGCACGGAGAUUAGUCAAGCCUAAACUAUGGUGCAUACACAUUUACUAGAAGAUAUAAAAAGGACCAAUGCUUUACUAAGAAAUAUAGCUAAUCAAUCAAGCCAAGUUGAAAAAUUGGUGCUUUUGCAAUGGCAGUGGCUCUUUUUGUAGAGAUGCUUUUUUUCUCCUGUUUGUUUUUGCUACCAAUUUCUGUGAUUUCCCAAAAUAAUGGAAGAGUAGCAGUUGGGAGUUCUCUAACUGCAACUACAGGCGACUCCUCAUCAUGGCUUUCUCCAUCCGGUGAUUUCGCGUUUGGAUUUUCGCCCCUCGGAAACAAUGAUCAUUUCUUGCUUUCGAUAUGGUAUGCGAAAAUCCCAGUCAAAACCGUAGUUUGGUAUGCAUAUGCAUAUGACGGUAACAACCCCAUGGUUGCACCUAGGGGAUCAGUUCUGAACUUGACUGACAACAGUGGACUAGUUCUUAACAAUCCUCAGGGUGAAGAGAUAUGGAAAUCCAAAAUAACCUCCGGCAUUGUUGCGAACGGGGUCAUGAAUGACACCGGAAACUUUGUCCUUCAAGACGAAAACUCGGGGAGCUUGUGGGGGACCUUCAACCAUCCUACAGACACCGUUUUGCCUGGACAGACAAUUGAGAGAAAUGGGACGCUUUCGUGUAGACAAUCGGAGACUAACUACACAAAAGGGCGGUUCCAGCUGCUCUUGCAAGGUGAUGGAAACCUCAUGCUCAGAACCGUCAACUUGACAACAGGUAAUGCCAACCCUCCUUACUUCCACACGGACACCACCGCAGGGAAAGUGCCAGGUAGUGAAGGCAAACAAUUGGUGUUCAGCAGCUCAGGGGACAUGUUUGUUCUGAGAGAAAAUGAUGGAAGAGUCCCUCUUACGAGGACAGAGGGAGUGUCGGUGAGGGACAACUACAUAAGGGCAACUCUUGAUUUUGAUGGGAUUUUCGCUUUAUAUUCUCACCCGAAAAACUUCACUGGAAAUGCAAGCUGGAUUAGUCCUCUGGUGUAUAUGCCGGAUGAUAUUUGCCUAAAACUGGGCGUUGGUGUUUGCGGUUACAACAGUAUCUGUACGCUCAAACCAGAUAAAAGGCCAAACUGCGAAUGCUCAAAAGGGUUUUCUUUUCUUGAUCCGAAGGAUAUAUACCGAGGCUGCAAACCCGAUUUGAGCCGGAAAUCUGUGACACGCGUGGAAUCAGUAUUAUUAGCAGAUAAAUGGUUUUGGAUUGGCAUUUCUAUAGCUGCUGCUCUAGUGCUUUGCACCGCGUACUAUCUACUCCGACGAAGAAGAUCAGCCCUUGCAUCAGCUGGUGAGAACCGGACAGAGAUUGAGAGCGAAAUGCUUAACUUCAUGAAAUCUAAUCGACCUACUGAUGAUGUUAAUGGUCUCCGAAAUGAUGGAAAGAUAGGACAUCAUGAUUUAAGCAUUUUUAGCUAUUCAACCAUCGUGGCUGCCACAAGCAACUUUGCUGAAGAAAACAAGCUAGGAGAAGGAGGGUUUGGACCGGUUUUUAAGGGGAAAUUGGCGAUGGGACAAGAAAUAGCUGUGAAGAGGCUUUCGAAAUGUUCAGGGCAAGGAACAUCAGAAUUCAAGAAUGAACUGAUACUUAUAUAUGAACUCCAACAUACAAACCUGGUUCAGCUUUUCGGAUUUUGCAUUCAUGGCGAAGAGAUGAUGUUGAUAUAUGAGUAUCUGCAGAACAAAAGUUUGGACCACUUUUUAUUUGAUCCAACCAGAGGUCGACUACUAGAUUGGAAGAAGCGUUUUAGCAUUCUCGAAGGAAUUGCUCAAGGGUUGCUUUACCUGCACAAAUACUCAAGAAAGAAAGUAAUUCAUAGAGAUUUAAAAGCUAGUAACAUACUACUUGAUGAAAACAUGAACCCAAAAAUUUCAGAUUUUGGUCUGGCAAGGAUUUUCACCCAAAAUGAAUUGGAAGCAAACACUAGCAAGAUUGUUGGGACACGUGGUUACAUGCCUCCAGAGUCCAUGGAGGGAAUUAUUUCUGUUAAGUCGGAUGUCUACAGUUUCGGGGUAUUGAUACUUGAAAUCAUAAGUGGAAGGAAAAACAACAGCUUCUACAAUGACGAUCGUGCGCUCAAUUUAGUAGGAUAUGCAUGGGAGUUAUGGAAAGAAGGUGCAGGGCUAGAAUUAAGGGAUCCAACAUUAGGAAAUUCGUUUAUUAAAGAGCAACUGUUAAGAUGCAUCCAUGUCGGUCUGCUUUGCGUGGAAGAAAAUGCAGCAGAUCGGCCUACCAUGUCUGAUGUCAUAUCUAUGUUGACAACUGAAAGCUUACCAUUAGCAUCACCAACAAAGCCAGCAUUUUUUGUUGGAAGGAGAACGGUGGAGGCUGGUAUAAGUGGGAAUCAGCAACUUGAAAUUGCUUCAGCAAACCACAUGUCCAUUUCUGAUUUUGAAGCACGUUAAUUAAAGAAGGGUAUGCAUCAACUGGAGUUGGCUGAUGGCUUUUGGCACCUUUCAAGAUACUUGAGAAGUUUUAGAAUUUAAUUUGCAGAGGGUGCUUGCUUCUGUAGUCCCUAUAUAAAA
Pyrus x bretschneideri (Chinese white pear) is the source of this 2831-nucleotide messenger RNA. RefSeq names its product cysteine-rich receptor-like protein kinase 34. The transcript has 9 exons. The record is from RefSeq and is a predicted model, not a curated record. The coding region runs from base 414 to 2711 and encodes 765 amino acids. Gene Ontology annotation, biological process: protein phosphorylation. Gene Ontology annotation, molecular function: protein serine/threonine kinase activity; ATP binding. Lineage: Eukaryota; Viridiplantae; Streptophyta; Magnoliopsida; Rosales; Rosaceae.